AUGUCUUAUAUCGAUCUUCUAUUUCCUCGCGAGGAACUCGAAGCUUUGGGUAACAAAUGGACUGAGCCAGCUACCAAGAGGCGCAAGCUAGAUCUCAAUGCGGGCCUUGCACGAGGGAAACCACAGCGGCAGCAACAGCCUGUUCGAUUAAACCAGAAUGCGCAAGUCACUCAGCGCCGCCAUACUCACUCAGCACCUUCUCAACAGCGCAGUAAAACUCCGGUGUCAGCGGGAGGCAUAAAACAAACAAUCAAAAGAUCCAAUUCGGAUGCUAGACUGACAACAUUGUCAAAAACACCUACGGUUUCCGCAAAAUCUGUUGUGACACCCAAAUCGUGUCUCCCUAGUUUCAUAGAGCCGUCGCUCUUGAAAAACUAUCUCCAACAUCUUCACCCAAACGAUCGAUCACGAUACUCGAUACCAAACAGUCCCGAGCCAGAACAUCAACCACAACGUAGCGAGAGCCUCAAAAAGACUCAUAUCUACCAUGAAUAUGACGACGAUUCGUGCUCGCCCGCAUCUCUCAUUACCGAUCAUUCAUCAUCCGCAGACAAUGUUGAUUCUUGUCCUACCCCCACUCCAGGAAUUUAUGAGCAGCUCCAUGAAGGACCUCUCGGCAAUCCCUUUGGUUAUUUGUUGCACGGCCUGCGGCUCACCGAGCACGAGAAGGAUUUGAUGGAGAAUCUGUUGAACCCUGGACAGGUUGACAUGCCGCCACCAGCAGUGCCCAGCGGAUCGAGUAGUAUGAAGCGAAAAGCAGGAGAAACAGACAUGGGCUUCGACCUCGCACACUCUUCGAGUCUUGAUCAACCUCUCAUACACAGAAACAGUACGAUAUCCAAUUUCGGCAUUCUACACAAUGGAUACAACGACUCAGAUGUCCAUUCUUCGGGACUAAGUCCAGGCCCUCAGGAGGAAGAGGAGGAUCAGAAGGAUCAGCAGAAUGAUUUCGAUGAUCAGCCGGUGAUGUCUACACGUGGAUUUGCCAUCAGUGUUAACGAUUUCUUUGAUUUGGACGAAGCAUCAGGUUUCACAGAACUAGGCGAUGACUAA
This is a messenger RNA of Exophiala bonariae, 1053 nucleotides long. RefSeq lists its product as uncharacterized. The transcript has a single exon. NCBI's taxonomy places the organism in Eukaryota, Fungi, Ascomycota, Eurotiomycetes, Chaetothyriales, Herpotrichiellaceae. Bases 1 to 1053 code for a protein of 350 amino acids. The record is from RefSeq and is a predicted model, not a curated record.